AUGUCAGUUUCAUUUGCCCCAGAGUGUACCGAUGCCAAAACUAAAUACGAUGAUUGUUUUAAUAAAUGGUAUACUGAAAAGUUCUUAAAGGGGAAGUCACUUGAGAAUGAAUGUACUGAGUUUUGGGAUAGUUAUAUUACUUGUGUUAAUUCAGCUUUAGCUAAACAAAGUGUUAAUCCAAUGUUGGAAAAGGCAAGAGAAGAUCAACCUUUUACCAGUGAAGAAAUUAGAGCCAGUGCUGGAACUCUGAAAAAGUAA
Molecule: messenger RNA, 258 nt
Organism: Scheffersomyces coipomensis
Lineage: Eukaryota; Fungi; Ascomycota; Pichiomycetes; Serinales; Debaryomycetaceae
Exons: 1
Coding region: 1-258 (85 amino acids)
Biological process (GO): phospholipid translocation
Cellular component (GO): nucleus; mitochondrial intermembrane space; cytosol
Molecular function (GO): phosphatidic acid transfer activity
Source: RefSeq, a predicted model, not a curated record